This is a messenger RNA of Aureobasidium pullulans EXF-150, 1767 nucleotides long. RefSeq lists its product as uncharacterized. Bases 159 to 1682 code for a protein of 507 amino acids. The transcript is spliced from 2 exons. NCBI's taxonomy places the organism in Eukaryota, Fungi, Ascomycota, Dothideomycetes, Dothideales, Saccotheciaceae. The record is from RefSeq and is a predicted model, not a curated record.
AGGAUAGCCAACUGACUCGGCGGUACUUGGAAUAGGGAUGAUAGUGAUGGUUUUCUGAUGCGGGCGAGAAGGAUGACGGUAGGGUUCGGAUUUGUUCAAGUACUCGGCUGGCCUUCUUGCCGCUUGAUUCAAGUUUGUCUCUUGCAAUCAUCAACAACAUGUGGCAGUACCAACGGAGCCGUGUGAUGCUUGCGGCAUUCUUGCUGCUUUCGUUCGUCACGGUAUAUCAUCUCCUCCCUCGGACACCGGAGUCUUCGGAUCUUUUCUCGAGCAAGGACAGUUCGAGUAUCUCUACAGUCAAACGACCAAAGAACCCAAAGCUUCAUCUGCUCCUUCCUACCACAAGUGGAGAUGUCAAUCUUUGCAAGACAAUCCUUAGUGCAAAGGCUUUAGGAUACCCUGAGCCAGUAAUACUCGGAUGGGGCGGCAAAUUCGACACAUGGUACCUUAUCGCAGGUGGUUCUCACGUCGCGAAAAUCUCGAGGGUGCUGGAGUAUCUGGAGAGCCUCGGUCCUGAACAGGAUGAUGAGUUGGUAUUAAUGAUGGAUGCAUUCGAUAUCUGGUUCCAACUUCCUCCGGAGACGUUGAUUGAGAGAUACUAUUCCAUCAACGAGAGAGCAAACGUGAGAAUUCAAAAGCACAUGGGCAAGGCUGCCGAGAUUGAGGGGAUCAAGCAGACCAUCAUCUUUGGUGCUGGUAAGCGUUGCGCUCCCAACCAGCCGCAAACAGUCGCAUGUUAUGCUGUACCAAAUUCACCAGUGUCCGACGAUAUCUAUGGAGGAAACACAGAUACGAUCAUGGGUCGCAACAGAUGGACAAGCCAUCGUCAACGCUACAUCAAUUCUGGAUACAUCAUUGGCCCGGCCAAGGACAUGAGAGUGAUGUUCAAGAAAGCUUGGGAAAAGGUACAGAGCUGGCCUCAUGUUGAUGAGUAUGACAAUGGAAGCGGUGAAUCAGGUUUCAUGCACCAUGGAUCAGAUCAAGCUGCCUUUGCAAAAAUGUUUGGAGAACAACAAAUUCAGAGAGAAGUGUUGCGUCGCCGCCAUGCAUCGACCUGGACAACAAAGUUGACGCAAGAGCCGUCAGUCCUCAAGAUCGAAGGCACAGAAGUAGGAGAUAUUCUAAACCCACCGUUCACCCACGAGCCAAUGGAAUACGUCGAAGGCGAAAUUUACGAAUUUGGCAUCGGCAUGGAUUACUCCUCCGACCUCGGCCACCAGACAAUGAACUCAGGCUGGGAUGCAGCAUGGCUACGCUACGACGACCCAGAAGAUGUCUUCCUGAACAAGACACGCAAAGGACGCAACGACUUCGACUGUAAAUAUCGCGGCGACUUCAAAAUCCCAGCCGACAUGAGGCUCUACGAUGAAAGAGACUUCUUACCCGAAGGGCGCAGAUGGGAGCAGGUGAACCUUUACACGCAUAUCUGUAUGGGCACUAUUCCCGUCAUGGCACAUUACAACGGCGACAAGAAAGAGCGAGAGCGCCAGUGGCCGCAGUUCUGGGUUCAGCAGUAUGGCAAGUGGAUUGUGGAGAACACUGAACAAUAUGGAGGCGGAAGGAUUGGGGCUUCGAUAUGGAAGAAGGACGAGCAAGCACAAUUUAUGGGUUGGGAUACACUGUGUCCUGCUGAGUACUCGAAAGAGCUAUACAGAGGCGAUAAUCUGGCUCUUGUUUCAUAAGUGUUAUUUGGUUGUUGGUUGAUACCUUUUCUUACUGCAUAUAUUCUCACGUCGUUUGCAGAGAGUGAUGAUUCAAGGUCCCCUC